This is a messenger RNA of Penicillium nucicola, 903 nucleotides long. Its product is annotated as alpha/beta hydrolase. The transcript has 2 exons. The record is from RefSeq and is a predicted model, not a curated record. Lineage: Eukaryota; Fungi; Ascomycota; Eurotiomycetes; Eurotiales; Aspergillaceae. The coding region runs from base 1 to 903 and encodes 300 amino acids.
AUGAUGGCUGAACAAUAUCAACACAUGAAUGGGGUUCCUUAUCUCUUCUCUAAUGAUUCGACGGCCUAUCACACUGUCGACAUUUGCGAAGUGAACACAUCGCUCAAAGAUUCAAUUCCCCGCUUUUGGUUAAUCUACAUUCAUGGAGGGGGCUGGAGCGACCCCAAUAUACAAUCCAACAGUUUCCGCGAUAUACAAAGCGAGCUUUUGAAAGAAGAAAAAGUUCUGACUCAUAUCGCUGGUUUCGCCGCUGUCAACUACCGUUUGUCUGGUGAUCCGUCGGAGGGGCGCAACGCGCGACACCCUGACCAUCUUGAGGAUGUGCAGCGGGCUAUUGAGUUCCUCAAUUCUCGAUACGGAUUUGAAGACCGGUAUAUUCUUUUCGGGCACAGUGCAGGAGCUACAUUGGCAUUUCAAUUUGCCGCCGAGCCCGAAUCUUCAUCAACUCCAAAGAAGCCGCUGGCAAUCUUGGGGGCUAGCGGUAUUUACGACUUUCGAAAACUGCUGAGCUCCAUAUGGCCGGUCGUUGAGUAUAGAGAAGAAUAUUUGCAUAUGUUGGAAAGCGCCUUUGGACCAGGGGGCUAUAAUUAUUCGGAAAACAACGAAGGUCCCGAUGGUUGCACUUGGGACCUUGCAUCCCCUGCGAAAGCAACGACAUAUGGAUCAUCGUGGUCCAAUGCACAAUUCGUGAUGUUGGUGCAUUCUCCUCACGAUGAACUCGUUCCUUUGGAUCAGUCUACGCAGUUUGAAACUGUGAUGGAAUGUUCUCUUCCCCCCGGAGCGGUAUGUCAUACUCGGUUUGACUUGGCUGGUUCGCAUGAUGAUGUUUGGAGAAAGCCAGAAGAGAUAACCCCUCUCAUUUCGGAACUGGUCAUGUUGCUGGUAGAAAAACAAUAUGUUUAG